Symbiodinium natans is the source of this 885-nucleotide messenger RNA. NCBI's taxonomy places the organism in Eukaryota, Dinophyceae, Suessiales, Symbiodiniaceae. The record is from the annotation of a GenBank genome assembly.
AUGUGCAACGCGCAAGUUGCAGGCUAUCCCACACUGCACGCCGUCACUGCUCAUGCCCUGGAGCUGCACGGUGUGUGUCUUCCACCGCUCAAGAAGCUCAGGGCCUUUCCUGGCAACCUGUGGAUGACGGCGAAUUGGCUUGGCAGCAUCGAGAGCCACCACGACCGCGGCUCGGAAUCGGCACAGUGCCUGAGGCCGGUGGAUUCUUGCCUGCUCUUCAGGCGGGAAGGGCAUCCGAGACGCGUGCCCUGUGGGAAUCCCGGCCAUCCCUUUGACUUCGACCGCGAGCCAGGCAGUGCAAUCCAUGAGUCAGUGGUGCUGCUUUCGGGCCUGGAGGCCUCCAGACUUGUGCCGCUAUUGCGCAAGGGGCUGUGCCCAGCACCACACAAGGCCAGCGAGCAGUCAGUGCAGCUUUGCCACCUUCGGGACCCUGGCAUGGAGAUGGUGGUGUGCCCUUGGGGCCAGCCCAAGCGUGUGAAUUUCCACUUCCGAGCCUUGCUGAAAUUCUUGAACGGGGACAGCCGCUACUGGCCGGAGGAGCAGGCCGAGUUGGCCAAGUUCCUGGGCAUCUUAGAGCCGACCGCCUUGCUGGACUGCGUGGAUGCAUGUGGCUCGCUGUCAGAGUCGAAGGGUGUUUGGGACAUUUUGAGGGACAAGCAGGUACUGGCCUUGAACGGCUUCGUGAAGCGACUCACGCGCCGCGGUGAUGUCGAAGAUGGCGUGCUGCCUCCCUCAUCGGAGUUGCAGUUACACCAUCUUCUGAAAAGGUUCUUUGUACGUUCAGGGGAACUGAACCCGAAAACAGCUGUAGAAGAACUGGUGAAACUCCGAUUGCAGAUGGAUUGCUAUCGUGGCUCGAGCUUGGAGGAUUUAAUCUCAAGCUGA